GCUCGGCGCUGCGCGGGUCCGGCAUAUCCGGGAGCUGAGCCCCGGCCUCUGCGCAGCCUGGCGGGCCGGCGGGGGGAAGCCUCCAGGCAGAGCUGAGAGGGAAGCAGCUGCGUCCCUGACCUCGGACCUCGGGCGCCUCCUGGGGCAACGCUUAGUGGGCAGAGCCGCCUCUGAAGUCCGUGGGACCUGGGUUUGUGUCCUGCGUGGGACACGUCUAGCGAGGUGAUGGUAGGCCAGUGGCUUUCCCUCUUGUAGCCUCCUUUCUCUUUCAGGUUCUCUUUGGAGAUGUGACACCCAGCAGGGGCUCAAUACAUGCUAGUUUGGACCUUGGUCUGUGCCAAGGGAAAGGGAAGCCCUAAUUUGAUUUUUUUUAUUAUGUUUUUAUAAAUUUAUUUUUUAUUGGUGUUCAAUUUGCCAACAUAUAGAAUAACACCCAGUGCUCAUCCCGUCAAGUGCCCACCUCAGUGCCCGGCACCCAGUCACCCCCACCCCCCGCCAACCUCCCCUUCCACCACACCUAGUUCGUUUCCCAGGGGAACCACUGAUUUUAACCCUUCUGUUAGACUUUGUGACAAAUUAAAGUUAACAAAAGUGAUCAGUUGUUUUUUUUUUUUUUUUUAAGGUGGCAGUUUAUGCUGAUGUUUAGGAUUAUGGGUGAGAUGGGGUUGCCGGGGGGUAGCAUACAGGUCAGUCACAGUACAAGAAAAUGUCAAAAGCAAAGCUCCUAAGCAAAGGCAGUCUUCUCUUUCUUGUAAGUAGUUAAGGACACGCAACAGAGUGCCUUCUGUGUGUUGAACUGGUUCCUGGCCCUUGACGUUCAUUGUAUAAUAUACUGCUUGCUAUGGAGUUGGUGUUAUUGUCCCCCCAUUUCAUGGAGGAGGACACUGGAACUUAGAAGUAAUGACUUUCCCAAGGUCACACACAUUAGGUGGAACAGAUCUGUUCAACCCUCAAGCCUGGGCCACGAUGCAUUGCCAGGGACUGAGCUCCGGAUUCAGCCCACUUCAGCUAAAAACAUGAAGAAGACAUAACUGGUCACAGAGGAGAAGAAUGAAAUAGAUGACUGAGGGUCUAAAAUGGAAUUGAGGACAGCAGCCACAUCUGGAGCAGAACCACCUUGAGGAACCAGUGUCCAUGACCAUCUUUGGCAACUGACAUCACAAGGAAGACUUACGGACUUAGGAGUGCUCAGGAGAAUCAUUCCCCAAGAUAUGGAGCUUGGGGGCCGAAUGCUCUGGGCCCUCCUGUCUGGCCCUGGGAGGAGGGGAGGGACCAGGGGCUGGGCCUUCAGCUCAUGGCAACCCCAUCUACCUCUGGCUGGGUUGUUGAAUGCCAAAGAACUGGUCAGCCACUGGACUGCAGUCUUUGAGAAGAGGGGGAUCCCUGAGGCCCAGGCAUCCAGUGAGUACAUCGUGGCUCAUGUCCUUGGAGCCAAAACAUUUCAGAGCCUGAGGCCAGAACUUUGGACACAGCCCCUGACCCCUUGGCAGUUGCAGUGCAUCCAGGAGCUGAGUAGCCGCCGAUUGCAAAGGAUGCCUGUGCAGUACAUCCUGGGUGAAUGGGACUUUCAAGGGCUCAGUCUGAAGAUGGCCCCCCCAGUGUUCAUUCCUCGCCCGGAAACUGAGGAGUUGGUUGAGUGGGUGCUAGAGGAGGUAGCCCAGAGUCCCUGUGCAAUGGGAACCCAAGAUGGCCCCCUCAUCCUGGAGGUGGGCUGUGGAUCGGGAGCGAUCUCCCUCAGUCUACUGAGUCAGCUUCCCCAGAGCCGAGUCAUUGCUGUGGAUAAAGGAGAAGCUGCCAUCUGUCUUACCGAGGAGAAUGCUCAGAGGCUUCGGUUGCUGGACAGAAUUCGGAUUGUCCCCCUUGAUGUGACCUUAGAAGGGAGCUGGGCGCACCUCCUGCCCUGGGGCCCCGUGGACCUGGUUGUCAGCAACCCUCCCUACGUCUUCCACCAGGACAUGGAGCAGCUGGCCCCUGAGAUCCGCAGCUAUGAAGACCCACUAGCCUUGGACGGUGGGGAGGAGGGCAUGGACAUCAUUAUCCACAUCUUGGCCCUGGCACGUUGGAUUCUGAAGGACUCUGGGAGCAUCUUCUUAGAAGUGGACCCAAGACAUCCAGAGCUUGUUGGCAACUGGCUUCAGAGCCAGCCUGACUUGUCCCUUGAUCUCGUGGCUAUGCGCAGAGACUUCUGUGGGAGGCCCCGGUUCCUGCAUAUCCAGAGGUCUGGGCCACGACGUGGCUGCCCUGCAGAUGCCUGGCCAGGGCCCCAGCCUGCCAGAGUGCCUGGCUGAUAGUUCUUCCUGGAAUGCUACUCGGAGGGAGGUGAUGGUACCUUCCAGAACCCAGGUGCAUUUGACAUUUCACAUGGUUCUGUGAUUCUACAUUUCUGUAUGUUCUAUAUAUCCUAGGAGACUUGAGGGUAGAAGGGUGGAGUGGCAAAGAACAAGGGCAUCUAUAGUUUGGCUCAGAGCUGAGCAGGCCCAGGAUCCCAGUCUGGCUCCAUCACAUCACUGUGGCCAAGGGCAGGUUGCUCAAUGUCUCUGUGGGUGGAAUUGCCUUGGGGAAGUUGGGAGGUUGGCCAAUAAAGUGUUGAGAGACC
Molecule: messenger RNA, 2596 nt
Organism: Nyctereutes procyonoides (raccoon dog)
Lineage: Eukaryota; Metazoa; Chordata; Mammalia; Carnivora; Canidae
Gene: HEMK1
Product: HemK methyltransferase family member 1
Exons: 12
Coding region: 1212-2288 (358 amino acids)
Biological process (GO): protein methylation
Cellular component (GO): mitochondrion
Molecular function (GO): protein methyltransferase activity; N-methyltransferase activity; DNA binding
Source: RefSeq, a predicted model, not a curated record